AUGGAACCAAGGAACAAUACAGAAAUUUCAGAAUUCCUUCUUCUGGGAUUUUCAGAGGAACCAGAAUUGCAGACCUUCAUAUUUGGGCUUUUCCUCUCCAUGUAUCUGAUCACUGUAUGUGGAAACCUACUCAUCAUCCUGGCCACCAUCUCAGAUUCCCACCUGCACACACCCAUGUACUUCUUCCUCUCCAACCUGUCCUCUGUGGACAUCUGCCUCACCUCCACCACAGUCCCAAAGAUGCUGGUGAACAUCCAGACACAGAGCCAGGUCAUCACCUAUGCAGGCUGCAUCACCCAGAUGUUCUUUUUCCUACUCUUCAUAGUGUUGGACGACUUCCUCCUGACCAUAAUGGCUUAUGACCGGUAUGUGGCCAUCUGUCACCCCUUGCACUACACCGUCAUCAUGCACCCCUGGCUCUGUGUAUUGCUGCUGCUGGCAUCCUGGACUCUGAGUGCCCUGUAUUCUUUGUUAAAUAGCUUAAUGAUGUUACAACUGUCCUUCUGUACACACACACAAAUCUUCCAUUUUUUCUGUGAAUUUAAUCAGAUGGUCCACCUUGCCUGCUCUGACACCUUUAUUAAUGACAUUGUCAUGUAUCUGGGAGCCAUACUGCUGGCUGGUGGUCCCUUCACUGGGAUCCUUUAUUCUUACUGUAAGAUAGUUUCCUCCAUACGUAAAAUCUCAUCAGCUCAGGGGAAGUAUAAAGCCUUUUCCACCUGUGCCUCUCACCUCUCAGUUGUCUCCUUAUUUUAUUGUACAAGUCUAGGAGUGUAUCUUAGUGCUGCUAAUAAUAAAAAUUCCCACUCAACUGCAAUAGCCUCUGUGAUGUACACCGUGGUCACACCCAUGCUGAACCCCUUUAUCUACAGUCUGAGGAAUAAAGACAUAAAGAGGGCUCUGAGAAGACUCACUGAGAAUGAAUCUAUCAUAGAAUAA
This is a messenger RNA of Tupaia belangeri chinensis (Chinese tree shrew), 939 nucleotides long. Its product is annotated as olfactory receptor 7A10. The coding region runs from base 1 to 939 and encodes 312 amino acids. NCBI's taxonomy places the organism in Eukaryota, Metazoa, Chordata, Mammalia, Scandentia, Tupaiidae. The transcript has a single exon. Gene Ontology annotation, molecular function: olfactory receptor activity; G protein-coupled receptor activity. The record is from RefSeq and is a predicted model, not a curated record. Gene Ontology annotation, cellular component: membrane. Gene Ontology annotation, biological process: G protein-coupled receptor signaling pathway.